AUGGGCCAGCUCGAUACCAACCUCCAGGCCCUUCUUGACAAGAGGAAGCAGAAGGGUCGCUUCAGGUCCUUGAAAGAAUAUGACACCCGUGCCGGAUCGGGCCUGACGGACUUUUCGUCCAACGAUUAUCUCUCGAUCACAACAGACGCUGGUCUACGAGAGGCCUAUGUUUCCCGCAUCGCCAGCGAACCAAUGGUGUUGGGGUCCACCGGCUCGCGACUGUUAAGCGGAGGGACCCCGUCGCACAGGCUGCUCGAGCGUCGUCUGGCCGACCACUUUGACGCGCCAAGUGCAUUAUUGUUCAACUCGGGAUGGGACGCAAACGUCUCGUUCUUUGGUAACGCGCCCCAACCUCACGAUUGGGUCGUGUACGACGAGCUGGUGCACGCCUCGGUCCACUCGGGUAUGAGGGCCAGCCGUGUGGCUGCCGACAGGAAGGUGCAGUUCCUCCACAACGACCCCGAGUCGCUGGCGGAGGUGUUGCAAAAGAUUACGACCGAGAGCAAGAAGAAUGCAGGCAAGACCAAGCCGACCAUCUUCCUCGCCAUGGAGUCCCUCUACUCUAUGGACGGUGACUUUGCGCCGAUCCCGUCACUCCUGGAUGUGUUGGACGUCUAUGUCCCGCGUGCUCAACAAUGUGUCAUCGUCGACGAGGCCCACUCGACAGGCGUGUAUGGCUCUGGUGGUCGUGGUGUCGUCGAUGCCCUUGGUGAAGGCACCACCCGCACGGGCAGCGGCCGUGUGACCGUCCGCCUCAUGACAUUCGGUAAAGGCGUAGGCUGCUCGGGCGCCGUCCUCCUCGCCUCAGAGACGGUUCGCAGCUUUCUCAUCAACUUCGCCCGUCCAUUCAUCUUCUCCACAGCCCUCCCACUCAGCACGGUCUUUGCCCUCGAAUCUGCAUGGGACUUUCUUGGGUCGAGUAAAGGAGAGACCCGCCGGGCCCUCCUCGUCGACACCAUCAACUAUUUCAUGGACCGCGUCGGCCCGCUCCUGGCGUUUACGCGGCCAACCAUUCUCCGACUCCCAGACCCCACUCCAGUCCCGUUCCCCGAUGGAAGGACUCUACCGCCCCGCCCGGCGGCGCCCAUUAUCGGCCUGCUGUCUCCCACACCGCAUGCGCUCAGCGCCUUCCUCCUCGAGCGCGGGUUCGUCGUCCGUCCAGUGGUGCCCCCCACAGUUCCACCUGGUGGGGAGCGUGUGCGCAUCUGUCUCCGAGCGGGAAUCGACCUUGGAGCACUGGACGGCCUGAUUCGGGCACUUGCGGAGUGGGUAAAGUUGAAGCUGGCUGAUGGUGAGGAGGAAGUGCGCGCCAAGUUGUAA
Molecule: messenger RNA, 1320 nt
Organism: Apiotrichum porosum
Lineage: Eukaryota; Fungi; Basidiomycota; Tremellomycetes; Trichosporonales; Trichosporonaceae
Exons: 2
Coding region: 1-1320 (439 amino acids)
Biological process (GO): biosynthetic process
Molecular function (GO): pyridoxal phosphate binding
Source: RefSeq, a predicted model, not a curated record